Lipotes vexillifer (Yangtze River dolphin) is the source of this 2373-nucleotide messenger RNA. The record is from RefSeq and is a predicted model, not a curated record. Lineage: Eukaryota; Metazoa; Chordata; Mammalia; Artiodactyla; Lipotidae.
AUGGAGGAAGAAGCCGUGGGGAUGCUUCUAGAAGAGCCAGCAAACCACCGGAAGCCGGGGGAGGGGCCUGGAACCAUCCUCCCUCAGAGCCACAGGAGAACCACCGCAGACUUCCGGCUCCUGGAGUUCCAGCGCCUGGACACGCAGCCCCACCCAGGCCCCCCACAGGGUCACCCACGGCUCGGGCCCACAGAAGGGCCCUCAGAGUCCAGGAGAACACCCCCCUCCAACCGUGGGACCCCGCAGCGGCCCGGGCACCCGGCUGCCAGCGCCCUCACCAUCCUGCCUGACUCCUGUUCCCACCAGACCACCAGGGGUUCCAUGGCUGGGCUGGGGAAGUUCGGGGACUGCAGGCUCGGCCUUCAGCGCAGCGCGGGGAGGGAGCACAGCACCACGACCUGCCCCGGCCCCCCCGCCCCCGGUCCCCGCCCAGGGGGCGCCCACGCCCAGGGGGUCCACUUCAAACACGCGCUGCCUGCGCGCUGCGGGCCUCCCCGGACUCAGACCCGCGCGGGGGCGGGGGCGGCCUCUUUGAAGUUGCCGCCCCCGACAGCAAAGCGCGCGCAUUCCCUCAUUAGUGGUCCCGCCUGGCUCAUCCCGCGCCUCCCUCCUUUCCCGCCCGCGCGCGCGCACUCAGCCCUGGCUCUCGGUGGGCUGAUAAGGCGCCCCGGUUCUCUCGGCCUCUCCUGGGGUCGGAGCUCCCCAACCUCCUCCUCCCCGCUUCCGGUUGGCGGGGAUGCCCGGAUCGCGCGCCCCAGCUUUGCGCUGCAUCCGCCCCCGGUGCGCCCACGCUUCCGGGCUCCCGUUCCAGACAAUCGCUGCUCACAGGUGGGUCUCUGUCCCGUGUGUGGAGGCGGCGACAGAUGCUGCAUCUACACGGAGUAUGAGUCCUCGAAUCCCGACACAUGCCACCUUCUGCAGGAGGAAAGUUCUGGCUGCCACUCAGAGGCUCCCACCUGCCCCAGAGCCUCCCCUGCACUCACGGCUCAAAGCAAUGACACAGGGUCACCAGGAGGUGCCACGGUCACGGGCAGCCCCACUCACAUCCCAGGCCCCGCAGAUGAGCCUCUGGCCCCUGAGGGCAGCCCUACAGCCUGGUCACUGUCCACAGCCCACCUUCCCUGGGAUUUCGUGUCAACGGAACCACUGGCCGACCCGCAGAAGCCGGGGCACAAGGGUGGACGCUUCUCCUUCAGCCGACGCACCCUGGCCAACACCCAGAGCACGGAAAUCAUCGCCCCUGCCUCCAGGCCGCGUCUCCCCCAGAUGCAGCAGGGCCCCCCAGGACAUCCCUCAGCCACACCACGGAAAGUCCACCCACGCCGCCAGUGUCCCCAAGGGGCAUCCACCUACUGUAGAGAGAUGGAGGGAGAGGACAGCACCUGGGCCCCUCGGCCCUCUGACUGCAGCCUCGGGGUGGGAUGUCCAGGGCGACCCGGCGGCCUUGUCUGGGGGGCACGAGUGCUGGGAAACCAUCAGUCCUGGGGUGCACUGGGGGACGCGCCAGCCAACAGCCGGCCGGGCCCCCUUCCUGCCCUGCCUGCCCACACUUCCACCCGCUAUCGUUUUGAGAGCCUCUGGGAGGAGCAGGGCUUCCCAGAGGCCGCUCCCACCGGCCCCCUGGCCACGCCUCCAGGCCCCGACACAGGACACAGCGAAGCCCUGUGCAGGGAAGGCGCCCCUCAUCUGCGGGCCGGCCUCUGGUCAAGUGGAGGAAGGAAGAGCCCGCCCGCCUGUGGCCACCAGGCACCCCCGGCAGCCCCCUGGCCGGGCACACCUGGAGGGCUGCCAGGGUUGCCCUCGGAAGCCACGUGGGCGCCCGCGGUGCAGCGGGCAGGGGAAGAAAGAACAGGAGGGGCGCCUGGGCAGGACGGGAAGGCGCUGGCACCGUGGCACCUGCCCCGACCAUGGAGCUUCGAGACCGCUCGUGGCGGGUGCCUGACCUGGGGGAGCCGGGGGCUGAGGCAGCUGCUGGCUGCCCAGGGGCCCGGCCAGUGCUGGGCACCAGAUGGACACCAAGGCACUGGGCCGGCCAGGCAAGCCGUGUGCAGGCUGCUCCCACCUGACCCAGACAAGUUCCCUGCCCAGGUCCCUGGGACGGACGGACGGACAGAUGGACGGAAGGACAGACAGAUGCACACCCUGCCUGCGGUACCAGCAGGAAGUGGGAAACAGGCCUGUGGCCCGAGCUCCGCCCCCGCCCAGCGGGAUCAGGUGCCAGGAGAGUCUGCCCAUCCCCAGAAGGGCGCCGGCAGAUGUAACCUCCAGCGUCGGGGACGGGCAGGCAAGGCGCUCCGUUACGUGUACAUCUUUGCACCUGCGAACCUGAGGUUGGCCUCGGCGCUGGCCACGGAGCACAGGCCUGGUUUAUGA